Molecule: messenger RNA, 1416 nt
Organism: Candidula unifasciata
Lineage: Eukaryota; Metazoa; Mollusca; Gastropoda; Stylommatophora; Geomitridae
Source: the annotation of a GenBank genome assembly
AAAAAAUGGGUAGCGGUCCUGUCCAGAGAACACCCAACACUGGCAUUCAGAGCCAGCAUUACUAACUGUUUUGGUAAAGGAGAUCUGAUUUCCCUCCUUCGUCAGUUUGGAAAGCUCCACAAGGAUAAAAAACAAAUCAGCAUUGGCCUGAUUGGCUAUCCUAAUGUCGGGAAGAGUUCUAUUAUCAAUGCACUGAAGUCAAAGAAAGUGUGCAAUGUUGCUCCUAUCCCAGGAGAGACCAAGGUCUGGCAGUAUGUGACGCUGAUGUCCAACAUAUUCCUUAUUGACUGUCCAGGUAUUGUGUAUCCUGUAGGGGCCACACCUGUGGAUAUGGUUUUGAAGGGGGUGGUGCGAGUUGAGAAAGUAAAUCAGCCCGAGGAUUACGUUCAAGCAGUGCUAGACAGGGUGAAGAAAGAGUAUGUGCACAAGACAUAUGGAGUUGAGAAUUGGGAGAGCCCAGAGGACUUCUUGGAACAAGUAGCCAGAAAGUGUGGUCGGCUGUUGAGAGGGGGAGAGGCUGACAUCAGCACUGUUGCCAAAAAUGUGCUCAACGACUAUCAGAGAGGAAAGAUCCCUUAUUUUGUCCGCCCACCGGAGUCAGAGAAACUGGGAUACUUAGGGAAAAAGAUAGCUCAGGUUAAACAAAACCUUAAGGAUAUCAAUGCUCAAAGAAUAGAAAGGCAGCUCAAAAAGAAAUCAGUUGAGGAUGGAGAGUCUGGCACUGUGGACAAGGCAACCACUGUGAAGAAAGAAACGCAGCCUAAUUUUAUUGAACUGGCAUCUGAUGAUGUAAAAUCUUCUGAGUCCAAAAAUGUAAAAGACAAGAAGAAACCAACUGUUGCUAAAACUCAGAAUAAAACUGUAAAUGUGUCAAAUUCCCCAACUACCCCUGCAACAGGAAGUCCAGCAUUAUCUCGGAAGAGGAAAUUGAUGCCAGCAGACACAGAAAACUCUCCAUCACAGACAUCAAAGCAAGAGAAGCGGUCUGCUGGCUCGAUAGUUGCCACAGCCAGUGGAGCCAUGAUUGUCAGUGACCUAGAAACCACUCCUACAGUAACCAGCUGCUUUAAGAAAAGUGAGGGAAAUGUCCAUCACCACACCUUAUUAAACCAUGACCUAGUAUGUGUGCAGGCCUCACACUUGACACCUCCAUUUGGAAACAUCUCUCUAAAUAUUUGUCUCCCUUUCAUUUACAAUUUAGGUGCAUUUGUAGCCAACCAGAAAGGUGCGGCUAGUGGAUCAUCUGCCAAACGGAGACAGAAAACUAGAGAACAAGAUGCAGAGAUUGAUGGAGAGAGCCCAAGAUUGACAGGAUUGGCGAAACGUCGUGUGCAGAGACGGGAGAUCAUGGGCAUGAAUAAAAAGAAUGAUUUCUAUAAAGAAAAGGACAUCAAGAACAGGAGAAAGCACAGAUGA